Molecule: messenger RNA, 3332 nt
Organism: Varroa destructor (honeybee mite)
Lineage: Eukaryota; Metazoa; Arthropoda; Arachnida; Mesostigmata; Varroidae
Biological process (GO): regulation of cell cycle
Cellular component (GO): nucleus
Molecular function (GO): cyclin-dependent protein serine/threonine kinase inhibitor activity
Source: RefSeq, a predicted model, not a curated record
AGUCUCACUGAUAGCGUAGCUCUAUGUUUUGAGCAAUGGAACGAGUAGCGUAUUUAAGUUUCGAUACGCCUCCACCUCGACAAAUAUGAGUCCCAUUGGCUCCGCUGAAGUAUUUCACGUUACGUUGCAACGUGUCGUCGCUUCGCGCCACCCACUCACUGACGCCUGUGCACUGACCGUGCGUCUGUCCGCUGUCUCCCCGAACGCCGGCACUGAGCCGCCAUCCGAAAGUCGUCAAUGUUCGCCAAGGAUGUAUAUCUACUUUAAUCUGUUUGUUUCUAUAUCCGCUGGUGGGUUACCGGCUGCACCGGCCCACGCUGUGACUAUCAACGACAGCGUUCGGAGCGUCAGUGCGGCCCACGUCCUAGCUGGCCGAGUGGGCAUUACCCAUGGAUAGCCAUACAUGCAUGCAUGCAUGCAUGCACAGCCCAGCGACCGGUAGCAGUUUUGGCGUUUCGCAGUUCACCACCAUGACCCCUACCAGCGCUUGUCUGCCUGCCGGCAGCCGGUAGACUCUGGCUGUAAGCUGCAAUGGUGUAAUAUAUUGAACAAUCGCUCGGCGCCGUCGGAGUGCUCUUUCUUUCCUUCUCGGCCGGUUGUUGUCUGUGCGUGCGUUAGGCGUCGAUCUGUUGUCGGCCCGGCUCACUCGGCGCGGCGCAGCGCAGCUAGAACGAAGCCAGCGUCUACCGUCAUCUAACCUUUAUCCACAAUGUGCCAUGACAAGAGGCAGCGGGACAGAGAGUUAGGAACGACGACGCAAUCGUCGUCAGCCUCAGCUCCAGCGCCAUCUAUCCCCUGCUCGAUAAAUUAGUACCUGUUUGGCGCCAAAAGCUGGCAAGCUGAUUGGCCGCUGUCAUCAGCUACCCUCACUCUUUCUGCUCAGGGGUAUAAAAAUGGCCGUGAGAGGAUAUUUCUUUACAUGUGUCUUGGCUGCACAAAGCGUACAUUUAUUGUCCUGUCUGCUAUCGUUGUGACUCCCCUGUGGAAGCGAUAGCCGACCGCUUGGGUAGCAGUGGCGAUCCACAGCUAGCAACUAACUGCCUUGUUGAUUGUAGCCGUGUUCAUCCUGUACAGCGCUGGCAGCAGCCAUAUUGGAUACGAACGAACGAGCCGGAAUAGAAUGACGGCUUCGUAAUUUGCCAACAAGACACUGAACGGUCGCGAGUGAACAGAAUUCGAGGAUUCGAUUUAAGCUGGAUUACAACAGUUCUUAUAGAGACAAUUUACCACUAUUAGCUGAUGCUACACAGCAGUGUUGUGUAGAGAUUUCAGCGGUACAACUGUAGCAAGCAGCGCAUUGCUUCUUCAUACGGCUUGCGACAUCACGAUCGAAGUCAUUGCUAAGCUUCACUUGCCUAACGUGUAUAUGCACAAAUAGGACUAGAACAGAAGCACUGCGAAGAUAUUCAGCUUUAUCGUGCGGCAAAGUGGUGUGUAUAAGCAUAAUCUCAAUAGACAUUCGCGAAUUAAUAUGCCAACUAUAGUGCCCCGCCCGGUGCCAGUAACGAUGGGCCGUGAGCGUUCUCCGCCUUCGCCGCGGCUUUUGACGGUGCCCCGGUCACCGAGAGUGGCUCGCUGUCUCUUUGGCGCACCCGAUUCCAAAGACGUUUCGGAACUUGCGCGGGAGGAGAUCGAGAAAGAACAGAAGCGACUUUCCGAAAAGUACAACUUCGAUUUUGAGACAGAUACGCCGCUUGAGGGCAAUUUUGUGUACGAACCGAUCGAGGAUGUGCCAGCCUGUCUUCUGGAAACCUCAAAUACGCCGAAAAAGACGCCCGAAGAUGUUGCACAGCGAAAAUUAACUGAGUUUAUGGGUGUCACGAAACCCUCGAAGCAAAUCCAGCGCAAACGAAGAACCGAGGAUGACAAUGGUGUCCGAGAGGAGGCUCGUCAGGUCGCGUGUAAAUCACCCCGUAUCGAAAGUGUCGCCUAGAUGAUCUCGGCCUGAGCGAUCUCGCGGACGACCACGGCCAGGAACGGGGCACCAGCUCGCGUUGUUCCCGUUUUUUCUCUAUUGGCAAGCGAAACAAAAACCAAUAAAUGUAUGCGCAGACGAAGAUUAACCUGAUCCGAUAGAAACUCGGAGUAUCUGUGCAUUGGCUCCGUGGUCGCGGCUGUGUUAAUCGGCGGUCAAUGUCUUAAGCAAGAAGCUUAGCACCUAGGAGACGACGGACAGGACGAUUUAAAUUACGCGCGGCAAAAACGCUUGCACACUAUCGGAAGAGAGUGACAAGCUGGAUGGUGCGUUAAUUUCAGCAGCAGCAGCAGCAUGCCGAAUAUACUUGUGUAUAUGGCUCUCUGUCGGGAAGUGGAUGGAGAAGACGCUGUUGUUUCAUUACGCCUGUACGUUGAUGUUCUCCCGCCGCGAUCUCGGCGGCAUCUCUACCCCGAUCUCUUCUAGUCAUCCUCAUCAAUCCCGCGCAAUGAAUGAAUAAUUAAUUAAUAAUUAAUCACAAACGAUAAAAAGAAAGAACGCUGAGCGGCGCGUGACGAUACUCAACAAUUGCAGUAGCAGCGACAAUACAUGAAAGAUUUAAAUGUAUAGGGAUAAUCGCGCUACGACUACGACACAGGUUAAAAUUCUAAUUAAGAUAGUCAUCAUAAUCUAAGAUAUCGAUAACAAUAACAAUUUUUUUUGUGUCUGUUUAUCGUCCCGCCUGCUCAGCUACGUCGUGAAUAUCGACCGUCGUGAAUGUACUUGUAUAUUAAAAUCAAUGUAUAGCCACAUGAUAAUGAUAGGAGGAAGGAUCUAUGGCGAACAGCUAAGUUGAAACCAGGACGAAGGCGAUUGCAUAGUCACAAUGUAAAAUGUUUAACUUCUUAGCGGACAACAGGUAAAUGAUAAUAUAUUUAAUAUAUUUGUUCGUACAUUCGGCCAGUUCGGGCUAGUGGCUAAUCUCUCCCGUUGUGCUACGAGUUUCACCCGAUCGAUGAAGUGUCUUUAACCGGCCGCUGCUGUUACGCUCUGAAGCGCUCUGUGCAUCAGUUCGAAAAAAAUCACUCUGAGUAUUAGCCCCUAUUUAAACAUUUCAUACAAUAUAGAGAAAAGGUAUGCUAGAAAAUACCGCACAGGGGAAACUGGCAGAAUACCGAGUGAGCGCUUACCGAUUAUUAAAUGUAGCUAACAUUGUAAAUUAUUAAAACGAGUAAUCAUAGUGAUACACCUAAAGGCGAUUAGAAUGUAAGCAAAGCUCGUCUAUUUAGGCCAGCCUGAGAAUGAAAGACAGGACAACAGAGCGAAAAAAAUGGAGUUGCUCGAAACGUACUAACCCGAACGCGAAAUGUCCAAAUAAAGUUGAUUCAUAAACGUUUAAAUACAUAUUAUCACAAUA